Molecule: messenger RNA, 3761 nt
Organism: Lethenteron reissneri (Far Eastern brook lamprey)
Lineage: Eukaryota; Metazoa; Chordata; Hyperoartia; Petromyzontiformes; Petromyzontidae
Product: collagen alpha-1(VII) chain-like
Source: RefSeq, a predicted model, not a curated record
AUGGUGGGAGACUGUUAGGUUGUUAGUUCAGCUCUCGGAGGUUGCAUGUCUGCUGUCCAGCAGAUGCGGGAUUCGGCAGAGGGUAGAAAGCGUUGGCGGGGAGUGUUGGGAUUAAUGGCUUUGGCGGUGACGUCCUCUUGACAUUGAAGUGAGUUUAGUUCCGUCCUUGUUGUCGUUGUCAUUAUCGUUGUUGUUGUUUGCGUGUGUGGUUUGUCUUUUAGGGAGACACGGGGCCGCCCGGAUUGGUGGGAUCGCAAGGCGACAAGGGAGAGGUCGGGCAGAAGGGAGAGAAGGGAGACCGUGGCGAAAAGGGGGACAAGGGGAAAGAUGGCGAGGAGGGAAUUCAAGGUGACCCGGGGGAGGAUGGGAAGGACGGCAAGCCUGGAGCGCGUGGCUUUCGAGGUCCCCCAGGUCUGAACGGAGCACCUGGAGACAUGGGCCCACCUGGUCCUGCAGGUCCUGCAGGUAUUGCAGGUCCCCCCGGUCCCCCUGGGCCAAAGGGAGCGAGUGGCCCUCAAGGAUUAACAACAGUGGGCCCACCUGGCCCGCAGGGCGGGAGGGGUCCUCUCGGCUCCCCCGGGCCACCCGGCCCCCCUGGUCCUUUGGGUCCUCCCGGUCUCACAGGAAGAGAGGGAGAACCCGGCAAGCCAGGAUCUCCUGGAAGAGACGGCGUUCCCGGAGUCAGAGGAGAAGACGGAACGCCCGGAAAGAUGGGCCCUCCUGGUCCCGCUGGUCUCACCGGAUUCAAAGGAGAACCCGGCUUCACUGGCCCUCCCGGUGUGUCUGUACCUGGAACGAUUGGACCUAAGGGAGACAAGGGGGAGCCAGGUGAUGUGGCUUUUGGGCCAACAGGGAUAAGAGGAGAGAAAGGCGACCGGGGAGAAAAAGGCGACAAGGGACUGGAGGGAUUCAAAGGCGAUACGGGUGACGUUGGCGACAAAGGAGAUCCAGGAGAAACGGGAUUCAAAGGCCAACCGGGACAAAAGGGCGACAAGGGUGAGCCAUCUAUAGGAAUUCCCGGACCCAGUGGGCAACCUGGACUCCCAGGGCAGAUGGGAGUCUCGGGACCGCCCGGCCUCCCCGGGAACCCAGGUCCUCAAGGGAUCCAGGGAAAUUCCGGCCUUGCCGGGACCCGUGGAGAGACUGGCGCGCCGGGCCAGAUAGGCCCUCCGGGAGAGAAGGGUCCCCUUGGAUUUCCUGGCAGGGAUGGUGACAUGGGCCCGUCCGGCCCUCCUGGACCCAUAGGGCCUCCGGGCCUUGUGGGCUCCAGGGGAGACAAGGGUGACAAGGGAGAGACUGGGGUAGGAACACCUGGACUGAGAGGAGAGAGAGGUGAACCUGGAAUUCGGGGAGAAGACGGAAGACCCGGAUUAGUCGGUCCCAAAGGUUCCAUGGGUCUCCCUGGUCUCUCGGGAGACAUUGGAACGAAGGGUGACCCUGGAAGUCCUGGGUCUAAAGGUGACAAGGGAAACUCAGUGGGUGUUGAAGGACUACCCGGAGCGAGAGGCAACAAAGGAGAGCCAGGUGAACGUGGCUUCAACGGGCUGGAUGGAGAGAUGGGAUUGAAAGGUGACUCUGGGAUGCCAGGGCAGAAGGGUGACAAAGGGGAACUGGGUCUACAGGGGUCAGUGGGAAUUGCCGGACCUAGGGGCCCACUGGGAGAGAAGGGUGAGCCGGGUGAAGUGGGCCUUCCAGGAGACCCGGGAGAGGACGGGAAGUACGGCAUCAACGGAACGAAAGGGGACAAGGGGGAGCGAGGCUUCCGUGGCCCAAAGGGCGACGUGGGCCUCAUGGGCAUGAAGGGGAAAUGUGGCGAUGAUGGAGUUAAAGGCGACAAGGGCAACUCUGGCCUUCCUGGGAGGAUGGGACUCCCUGGACCACGUGCCGACCGGGGGGAAUCGGGAAUCCCUGGAGCUUCUGGACAGCCCGGGUUGGAAGGAUUGCCGGGAGCGAAGGGAGACCGCGGCCGCGACGGGGCACAAGGGUCGCAGGGCGAUCGUGGAGAAAAGGGCGACCGUGGUAUCAUCGGCAUGCCCGGGGCACCUGGGCCAAAGGGUUCGGAGGGACAAACUGGCCCGUCUGGCCCUCCUGGGCCUCCCGGGCUCCGUGGCCUUGAAGGAAUUCAAGGCCAGAAGGGUGAUCGGGGUCCGGCUGGACAGGGGAUUAGUGGCCCUCGUGGUGUCCCUGGAGUUCCUGGUGAGAGGGGAGACCCUGGAGAUUUUGGAGUGGACGGCUCGAAGGGGGACAAGGGUGACUCUGGGCUAAACGAAUUGGCAAUUCGAGAUUUUAUUCGCCAGGAGAUGGGCAAGCAUUGCGCUUGCGGAGGUGAGUGGCGCUCUUCCCGUUCCCCUGUCGCACACACAGCGCACACAGCACACACACAGCUCACACAGCACACACACACAACCCACACACACAACCCACACACACAGCGCACACAGCACACACACAGCACACACACAGCACACACACAGCUCACACAGCACACACACACAACCCACACACACAACCCACACACACAGCACAAACAGCACACACACAGCACACACAGCAAACACCACACACACAGCACACACACAGCACACACAGCACACACACUACACACACAGCACACACACACAACCCACACACACAGCACACACAACACACACAACACAUCUGAUUAAUAGAUUUCAUUUAAACUAAACCGGCUGAUCAUCCACUGUGGUCAGACCAUUCGAUUCGCAACGAAUCGACACCAGCACAUUUCGUCACCCCCUGCAAUUCACGAUGAGCGUCAUCGCUGCGAUCGCGAUGACUUCCACUACGGUGGUUGAUCUUGUUGCUGUUGUUGAUGUCGAUGUCGUUGUUGUUGACGUCAUUGAUCGAUUUCACUCUCCCGUCAAUUCAGUGCGGGCACGAGAGUGAGCGGAACGCAACCCUCAGUGCAGGUUUUUCUUUUAUGAGAAUAAGUUCUGAGCAAAUUCCGAGCAAGUUUGGGGACCAUUGCAGUAAACAUUAAAAAAGAAAGCAAUAUCGAACAAAACAUUUGACGGCAAAAAAAUAUGAAAUUCCGAGUAAACGUUUGCACAGGUAAAAGUGCAACUCCUGCAUUGAUCACUGGAGCCGAUUUACCUUGCAAUCCGCUGCCGUGAGAAGAGCCUCCACUCGCUGGAGGGAGUGCGUGAGAGUCCCUGCAGAGGGGAUGUUGGCCUACUCUUCCACGCUGGCGUGUCAGGCGUCCAUUCCCAUGGCACGUGACUCUAAAUCAGUGGUGGGCAACCUGGACUUCGCCGCCCUGGUCAUCUGGACUUCCAUGGUAAACUGGACGUCCAUGGUAAACUGGAUGUCCAUGGUAAACUGGAUGUCCAUGGUAAACUGGAUGUCCAUGGUAAACAGGACUUCCCUGGUAAAUUGGAUGUCCAUGGUAAACUGAAUGUCCAUAGUAAACAGGACUUCCAUGGUAAACUGGAUGUCCAUGGUAAACUGGACUCCCAUGGCAAACUGGACUUGUUGUUAUGGAGCUGUGCACUGGCAAUGCUUGUUUGAGCGCAGAGACAUUUCGACUUUUCACUGCCCUAUGCGUUGUGUGCCGCAAAUGAGAAUGCUGCCCGUGUGUGGUUUUAUUAUUCUCAUUAUUCCAGUGGCUGUUGCACGAGGAGACAACAUUGACACCAUUGCAAACAACAUAAGCCCUUUGUCGAACAACAACAACAAGCAUUUGGACUACGAGGACACGCUCGUCGAGGAGGACAGCUGGGACGACUCGGACAUGGAUUACG